GGACGACAAGACGAAAAGACGAAAAGAGCGAAAAUGAUAACUAGAUAAAACGAUCUGCUGUUGGAAGUGGAUCCUGAAGUGCCUGACUAAUCAGUUUCUGGGCCGACUUGCUGCAGCGUUGAUGCGUGAUUGGAGUGACGGAAGUGAAGUUUGGCUUGGGAGAGAGGGAUGGAGUGAUAGAUACUGGGAUUGCCACGACGCGGCCUUAUCUAGCGCGAUCAAAUUACAUCAUUGACACCAAGGAUACCCUGAAAUGCUGCGUACCCAUUGAACAGCAAGCGACGAGUACGACGAGUACGACGAGUGCGAGGAGUGCAAGGAGUGCCGGUACCAGCACCAGCACCAGCACCAGCACCAUUCGACUUUUCUUCCCUCUUCCUCUUUGCUCAGACGCAGCCGGCCUUCCUUUGGAUUUCUAAUUAUAUCCCUUGUAUACCUUGUACACCUUGUCAAAAGAGAGCUAAUGACCUACUUUACUACCCGAUCACCUAGCACUCGACCCAAGAGUACUUAAUACUUUCCUGCAAACCCUAACAGAUCCUUCUUCUUCUCUUCUCUUCUCCUCUUCUCCUCCUCUCCUGCAAUAUCUAAUAAUCUCACCCGAGAAGAAAUCUCCUGUUGCGUCUUCACUACUUCGCUACCUCGCUACUAACAAAAGAAUCACCUGGCGAUUAAUAACGGUCUAUUCACGGCUCACUCGGAAAUCUCCAGAAUCAAACAUCACACCAUAUUUGGUGCUUAAUUCUCUUCACAAUGGACGGCUCAAGUGAUAAAUGGGCUCAGCAAUACCUAAUCGAUCCUCUCACUGCUCCUCAGCCAAGCGAAGAAACAGGUCCCGGAAGCCAUUUCAAAUCUUCCAUUCCACAAACCAAAUCAAGCAGUUUCGGUAGAAACAAUUCCACCAAGAAAACAGCCCAACCAACCGUGUCAUCCUACCCGACACCUCCCUCCUCAGCGAGCCCUACCAAAUCCUCCUUCAGCUCCAACAAUCCCUAUUCAUCUCAUCGUCAAUCGGCUUUUGGCGGCUACCCCAAAUCCAACGGUGGAAGUCUCCGCAGCAGUCUCGACGAACCUGUAAGCAAUAAUGGCAAAGGACGUCGACGAGGUAGCUCACUAGGCGAGCGUUAUCCCGGCGACAUGUCCCACAGACCUCUCGACCAACUACGUCAAGAAACUAAAACAGCUUAUCGAUCUCCACACCUCCGUAAGAAGCACAUUCCAGGUGCCGAUACAAUUGACUCUCUCGAUCGUACUGCAGUCGGUGGUGCGUAUCAUCAUGGAGGCCCUUAUGAUGCUACAUUGAUGGCGCGUAAUACAAGUUACAAGAAUUCCCCCGUGGCAGCGGUUGCAGAAUCGAAUGCGGAAGCUAUCAGAGCUACCCCGAGAGAGAAUAUUCAAGAUAGUUUGGAUAGGCAUAUUCCAUUAUCAGGAACAGCUGUGAUUCCUCCCGGAAUGCCUGGACCAGAUGGCAGGAUUAUGAAUUAUGAAGAAGGUGCGGAUUUGAUGAGGGAACCUGAUGCUGCUGGUGGUGCAUAUAAGAGAUGGGAUCAUGUGAAAUACCUCCCCGAAGACUACAAAGGCAAAGGCGAACCCUCCUUCACCAUCGAAAAAGCCCUCAAAGAUCACAAACGCGCCCAAAAAGCCCACGGUCGCAACAUGUCCGACGGAAACUCGGCCUACGAAAUGCAAUACCAACCUUCCUCGUCCGCAUCGGGAUCGAGUCUCCAACCCCCUCCCACAAACCGCCAAAGAAGCGCAAGUGGAAGUAACCUCAUGAGCGGCGGUAGCAAAAACACGACGACGACGAGCGGAAGAGCAAUGGGAACGGUAGACUUUUCAAAUGAUGACGCGGGCGUGGGAAGCAGCCGAAGUUACAGUUCUGGGAAAUCGCACAAGAUGGGCGAGGGUCUCAAGAGAAGAUUCGGCAGCUUGAAGAGAAGUUUGAAGGGGAGCGAGAAUUAAUUUUGGAUGGUAAAUUUGCUUUGUUGCGAGAACGGUUAAGAGAGGGACGGCAAUGGCUUUUGGUUGGAAGGGAUGCCUCUAAACAUGGAUAUGGACAUGAAUAUGAACACAUGGGAUGCAUGGAUGGAAUCGAUGGCAACGAUGUAUUUUUAGACUUGGAGAAAAAAUUGUACAAUAUGAGUUUCCUUAAUAAUUCCUAGGCAGAAAUAUAUGAGAGUAGAUGAUCAACUAUUCAUUUGAGAAUUACAUAUGCA
This is a messenger RNA of Botrytis cinerea B05.10, 2216 nucleotides long. RefSeq lists its product as hypothetical. The transcript has 3 exons. Gene Ontology annotation, cellular component: cytoplasm. NCBI's taxonomy places the organism in Eukaryota, Fungi, Ascomycota, Leotiomycetes, Helotiales, Sclerotiniaceae. The record is from RefSeq and is a predicted model, not a curated record. Bases 754 to 1962 code for a protein of 402 amino acids.